Molecule: messenger RNA, 3320 nt
Organism: Daktulosphaira vitifoliae (grape phylloxera)
Lineage: Eukaryota; Metazoa; Arthropoda; Insecta; Hemiptera; Phylloxeridae
Gene: Usp20-33
Product: ubiquitin carboxyl-terminal hydrolase 20
Exons: 17
Coding region: 249-2912 (887 amino acids)
Biological process (GO): protein deubiquitination
Molecular function (GO): zinc ion binding; cysteine-type deubiquitinase activity
Source: RefSeq, a predicted model, not a curated record
GUUUUAUUGUUAACUUUUUCAUUGUACAUUAACUGGUUACUGCUCAAUGUUAUGACUAUUUUCUAAGGAGGAAUUUUUGCUUGUUACUUAUUUGUAGUUAUUAUUUAUUAUUGGCUCACUUCAUCUUUAAAUUUAUGUACUAAAAAUAUUGAGCGAUUAUAUUUGUUCCAGCUAUGUCUUAAGUCAAACAAUUUGUCAUAAAUCAAUUUUGUAUUGAAUCAUUUAGAUUUUCUGAUUAUAAAAAAAAUAUGGAAGAUUGUCCUCAUUUUACUAUUCGUCAUUUAACUGCUAUAGAAAAAAGUAUUGAUUUUUUAGAACAUAAUGCUGGUAUUUUAACUUGCUGCUCUUGUCAUUCUAAAAAACCAGAAGUAUGGUUUUGUAUAAGUCCUAACUGUGAACAAGCAUUCUGCUAUGAUGGAGGUUGUGAUCAUAGUUAUUAUCAUUUUACGGAAAACAAAAGUCAUUGCUUACACCUUAGUCUGCCAUCCAUGCGACUUUGCUGUUAUGUAUGUGACAAAGAAUAUAAUAUAGAGAAAAAUCCAAGAACAUUAAAUGGUGUACGAAGAGGAUCAAAUUGUUCUAUUGAAUUUUGUCGUAAUAACAUAGUUGCUAACAAUAGUGGUGAAUCUUCUGAAGAAGAUUCAGAUGAUGAGUAUAGAUUGACAAAAGAUCACAAACCCACAGGAUUAACUGGUCUUCAGAAUAUAGGUAAUACCUGCUAUAUGAAUGCAGCUCUUCAAGCACUGUCUAAUACUCCUCCAUUGACUGAGUAUUUUCUUACCUGUUUUUCUGAAAAUUCGUGUCAACAAUCAGAAAAUCCAUUAAAUCUUUCUAGAGCAUAUCAUCGUCUUAUACAAGAAAUGUGGCAUACUAAAAGACCAGGCUAUGUGACACCAACUGCAAUUUUAUACACAAUGCGAAAUGUAUACCCAAUGUUCAGAGGUUUCCAUCAACAUGAUACUCAAGAAUUUUUGAGAUGUUUUAUGGAUCAAUUACAUGAAGAACUUAAAGAAAAAGAGUUGGAAGUAGUUCCAUCCAGACGUCAUUCAUACAAAGCCUCUUCGAGAAAACAAAGUAUUGAACAGAACCAUUUGAUGAUACCAGAGAAUGAUCAAGAUGAUUGUUCUGAUAAUGAUGAACUCAAAUCAUUGACAAAUGCUGACAGUAGUUCUGAGGGUGUAGAUGAAUAUGAGACAUGUGAUUCUGGUGUGAGUGAACGUAGUUCAUUAUCAGAAGAAAUGCCUGAACGUUUAAAUUUGACUAAUCAAUUACAACAACAUUUACUUACCAAAAUGAAUAAUGGAAACAAAACAAACCUAAUUCAAAAAAAUCGAAAAAUUCAAAUAAAAUAUAAAAGCAUUAUUUCUGAAAUAUUUGAUGGAAAACUUUUGAGUUCUGUUCAAUGUUUAACUUGCAAUCGAGUUUCUUCAAGAGUAGAGGCUUUCCAAGAUUUAUCACUACCAAUUCCAACUCGAGAUCAUAUCACAGUAUUACAUCAAAGUUCAUCCACUAAUAUAUGUGCUGUUCACAAAUUAGCUGAUGUUUAUACUAACCAACAAGUUUUUCAGAACUGGAUUUUUUGGUUUUGGGAUGUAAUGUAUAGAUGGUUUUGGGGUCCUACUGUUGGCCUUCAUGACUGCCUUGCUGCAUUUUUUAGUGCCGAUGAACUUAAAGGAGAUAAUAUGUACAGCUGUGAAAAAUGUAAAAAACUGCGCAAUGGUAUAAAAUUUUCUAAACUUCUUGAAUUACCAGAAGUUUUGUGCAUCCAUUUGAAACGUUUUCGUCAUGAAUUAAUGUUUUCUUCUAAAAUAACUUCUUAUGUAACAUUUCCCAUUGAUGGAUUAGAUUUAAAACCUUAUGUUCACAAAGAUUGUACAUCUCAAGUUACAACUUAUAAAUUAGUCUCAGUUAUAUGUCAUCAUGGAACAAUAGGUAGUGGUGGGCAUUAUACAUGUUACUCUUUAAACCCUAUAAAUGAACAGUGGUAUGAAUUUGAUGACCAGUGUGUUACAUUGGUAUCUGCAGAAAUUGUUCGUAAUUCUGAAGCGUAUGUUCUCUUUUACAAGAAAAAUAGUCCAACAACUAACAGAAUCAGAACACAAAUGAGACAAGUACAAAUGAAUAAGCCAAGUUGCUCCCAAGAAGCUUGCUUUAUUUCUACUAGAUGGCUCUCAAAAUUCAAUUCAUUUGCAGAACCAGGGCCAAUUGAUAAUUAUGAUUUUAUGUGUCAUCAUAAUAAAAUAAAGCCAAAAUAUGAGACACAAAUUAAUCAUUAUACUUCAAUGAUAUCAGGCCAGAUUUGGGAUUAUUUACAGAACAAAUUUGGUGGUGGUCCCAAGUGUACUAAUAAUCAACUACAAAGAUGUGAUAUUUGUUAUGGAGAAUAUAUUGAUAUAUUGUUAAGAAAAAGAGCAGAAAUAGAAGCUAAACAUUUUGCUCGACUGGGAGAUGAAUCUAAUUCUCAUGAUUUAUUUGUUGAUAAUGCUAUUUCAAUGUGUUGGAUUAAGCGUUGGGAGGCUUUCUUAAAUGGUAAUGUUAAUGAACCACCUGGUCCUAUAGACAACUCUAAAUUAUUAAGCAAUUCUAAUAAAAAAGUUUCUGGAUAUGAUUAUGUAUCUGUCAGUGAAAGUCAGUGGGAUUACUUAUGGAGAAUUUAUGGAGGUGGCCCUAUGAUUGAUGUUAAUGAUCUUCAGAAUUUGGCUUCAAAUAUUGAAUCUGAUGAUAAUUUAAUGAAUGAAGAUACAAAUGAAAUGUGUAAUAUUAUUAAUGAAAAACUAGAGGUCGAUGUAGAUGAUGACAGAGCAAUGGAGACUGAAGAUAAAAAAGAAAUUAUUCGUUUUGAUUCUGGUGAUCAACAUAUUAAAGUUAUACCAAAUAAAAAUGAGCUAAUAGAAGAAGAAAUGAGUUCAUAAUUAAGUAUUUAUAUAUUUUGCUUUUUUUAAGAACACUUUUUUGUCAAUUAUUGGGUACCCAACUUUAUAUCUGGAUGAUAUAGCCAUUAAGCCAAUUUUAAAGAGUCAUAGCUAUUAAAUUUUUUAUUUAUUUUUGGGAAAUGUUACCUAAAAUAGCGCUAUUCUUUUAAAACCUACCAUUUUUAUCUCUAAGGUGUUUAUUUUGUUUGUUAUAUAGUUACACAUUUUAUUGUUGUUUAAAACUGGGUGGCAUUUUCCCAUUUGGGUUUACUAAAGUUUUAUUAUCAAUGAUUGUUUUUUCUUGUUACUUUAUAUUAUUUAUUAUUUUACUUUGAGGGAUUAACCCUUAUUAUUACUUUAGAAUUCUACCAGUACAAUUCUAUAAAAUAAAAGACAUCAUUUGUAUAA